AUGUUCGAGGGUUCUCCCCAAUAUUUACAAGUUCCAAGGGUGCUCGAGAGGAAGCACGGCGGGCCCGUUAACCGGGGAAGGGAUUUCAUCUGGGGGCAAGUCCUCGGGAGCGAGUCCGCAUUGAGUUGGCUAGGAUCUCCGGGAGCUUUCAAGUGCAUCGGGGACUCGAUACCCCGCGGGCACGGGAAGAAUGGUCUUGGUGUUGGAGGGAAGGUUUUGUAUUCGUUCUAGUUCCACCACGGUUUCGGGACGACAGCACCAACGAUUCUUGAAAUCCGUACUUCUGCCACUAGUGACCUGCUAGGUUUGGUGAGAUUUCCAUGAAUUCUAGGUUAUUUGGGCGGUAAUCUGUGCCCGAGAGAGUUCUUGUAGGUAUCCAGAACUCGGCCUUCACGAUGUUUUCCUCUCUGCGUCAUUCUUCUCUGAGACGUAAAUUUGCAUAGGUACGGAGAGGAGCUUUGAUCGGGAACACGGUUCAAAAGCGGCAGAUAUUCCCAAGCAAAGAGACACUGAAAAGCUGAUGCCUACGUUAGAAGGAAUAUUGCGUUUGUGCUCUAGGUCGUGUGAGCGUAGUAUGGUGAGGGUGGUCCUUCCAAGAAAGACUAGGGGGAGUAUGAUACCACCGUGAUUGACAAUAUGUCUGAGGCAACCAUCCCAACAGGUGACGAGGUAGGCCUUAACCCACCUCGGUGUAGGGUUUGAGAACAGUGGUGCAGCAGAAGGCUCCGGCUAUCCUCCAUUAUUGGGGCAUAAAAAUCGGGAGAUUCCACUAACGCACAUUUCCCUCUGACUUGGACAGGUGUACUGCGCAAAGGUCUUGCCACUCAGAAUAGUGGAAAUGACUACCGGUAG
Tuber aestivum (summer truffle) is the source of this 852-nucleotide messenger RNA. NCBI's taxonomy places the organism in Eukaryota, Fungi, Ascomycota, Pezizomycetes, Pezizales, Tuberaceae. The record is from the annotation of a GenBank genome assembly.